This is a messenger RNA of Auanema sp. JU1783, 804 nucleotides long. The record is from the annotation of a GenBank genome assembly. NCBI's taxonomy places the organism in Eukaryota, Metazoa, Nematoda, Chromadorea, Rhabditida, Rhabditidae.
AUGGCUCGCUUCUUGCUUGUGGUAUGCCUUCUGGCUCUCUUAGGCUCAUCGUUCGCAAAGAAGAAAAAUGAUAUGGAUGAUUUGGAGUCGUUGCUCGAGAACAUUGAUGAGGAACAAGAUUCUGAUGAAAGUGGUUCAGUUAAGAAAGUAGAAGUAAAGAACCCCUGUGAAGACCACGUCUGCGGAUGGGGAAAAGAAUGCGUUGUGGGAAAGAAAGGUGAACCCAUAUGUGAAUGUAUUUCUGAAUGCCCUGAGCUCGAUGGAGAUCCAAAUGAUAAGGUCUGCGCGAACAACAACGAGACCUUCAGUUCUCUGUGUGAUUUAUACCGUAAUCGUUGUCUCUGCAAGAAAGGUUCUAAGCAUUGUGAAAACAAGCACCAUGCCAAAGUUCAUCUUGAAUAUCUUGGAGAAUGCAAACAACUCAAUGAAUGCACUGACGAGCUCAUGGCUCAGUUCCCAGAACGUAUGGCUGAUUGGCUCUUCCAAGUAAUGAAGGAGUUGAAGAAACGACGUGAGCUUCACAAGAUGGAGUGGGAAGAACUUAUCCAAGAAGCUGAAACUGAUGACGAGAAGAAACAUGUAUACCCAGUUAUUUGGAAAUUCUGUGAUCUGGAUAUCAAGCCACAUGAUAAGGCCGUUUCUCAUCAUGAGCUCAUUCCUAUUACUGCCCCAGUCAUCCCUAUGGAAUCAUGCAUCAAGCCAUUCCUUGAGGGAUGUGAUGCUGACAACGAUGGAAAUAUUUCAAUUAAGGAAUGGGGAAAAUGUCUCGGACUCAAGGAAGGAGAAAUUCAAGAACGUUGCUGA